GCGCCGGGCAGGCAGAGCGAGGCUCGCCGCUCGGGCAGCGCACAGGUGCCAAGGGAGGAGGCAGGAGCCGCAGGACGCCCGAGAUGCCCGCCUUUCCCGCCGCCCUGUUCGCCCUCCUGCUCCACGCUUACCUCUGCAGGCCGGCCCCGCUGAACGGAUCAAAGUGGUCCUACAUCGGUCCUGACGGAGAAAAAGUGUGGCCAAAGAAGUACCCCUUUUGUGGAGGAGUCUUCCAGUCUCCCAUUGACUUCCACAAUGACAUCCUCCACUACGACUCCACCCUUCUGCCAGUAGAACUGGAAGGCUACAAUGUCUCUUCUGAUGUCAAGUUCCUCUUGACCAAUAAUGGGCAUUCAGUAAAAAUGAAUCUCUCUUCGGCCAUGCGCAUCCGGAAUUUCUCCUUCCAGUACUCGGCAGCGCAACUCCACUUACACUGGGGAAAUCGGAACAAGCAGGAAGGAUCUGAGCACACGAUCAGUGGGAGGCAUUUUGCUGCUGAACUGCAUAUUGUCCAUUACAACUCUGACCGGUAUCUGGCUCUGAAAUCGGCAGUCGACAAGCCCAGCGGGUUGGCAGUCUUGGCAAUCCUGAUUGAGGAGGGAGAUUUCAACCCAUCCUUUGAAAAGAUCUUCAGCCAUUUCCAACAUGUGAAAUACAAAGAUCAGGAAACCAUAGUUCCAGGUUUCAACGUCCGAGAUUUGCUCCCUGAGAGACUGGACGACUAUUACCGCUACGAAGGGUCUUUGACCACACCGCCAUGCUACCCAAGUGUCCUCUGGACGGUUUUCCGAAAACCCGUAGAAGUUUCAGUGGAACAGCUGCUGGCGCUCGAAACCACCCUCUACUGCACAGAGUCAAACGACCCAGCCCCUCUUGAAAUGGUGGACAACUUCCGGAGAGUUCAGGAAUUUGACGAGAGGAUGGUUUCCAUCUCCUUCCUACAAGAUCCAGCUCCAGGUGAAGGUGGCCCAGGUUUUGUCCUCUUUGUGGUGUUAGCCGGUGUCCUUGGCAUCGUCUUUGUCACCAUGGUAGUCUUCUGGCUGAUUCGAAGGAAGAGCCUCCAAAGGGCCAAGGAAGAGAAAGGGGUAAUCUACAAGCCGGCGGUCACCAAGGAGGAAGAGGAGGAGGAGAACAUCUCCAAAGCUUAAACCUCUGCAGCGCUCAAGCUUUACAUAUCCUGAACAGCUGGAUGAGCCAAAUGGUGCUCUCUCUCUCUCUGUUUAUUGGCCAAGUUGGGUUUUUGGAUCCCUUGGGUGCAAAGAGAAGAGGGCUCUUCUCCCUUGUGUACAGGAUUUUAAUGGGUGGAGACAAAGCUCUCAAAUCAAAUAAAUUCUAGGAGAGGUUCUAGGCUUUGCUUACGAUUAUAGCAUCUAAAUGUGACAUUUAUGAAUAAUCAUAAUAAUCUGCCUCAGAAAAGCUACUGUUUAUCUACUGAAUAGAUGAAUUUCCUUCCUGCUCCCAUAAAAUAAUUACUGCUGAUAUUAGGAAUAGAUCACUAGGAUACUUAAGUGUUCAUGUUAACGUCUUAAAAGCAGGGGUUUCCAAACUUGGCAGCUUUAAGACUUGUGGGCUUCAACAUUCCCCAGCAUGGCUUAAAAGUCUUAAAAGUGGCCAAGUUUGAAAAGCCAUAAUUCAGUUCUCUUUGAAGCCCUACUGAUUUUAGCAGGAAUUACUUGUCUUUUUAAUCUCUUCUAUUUAAGUCUAAAAUAAGCUAUAUUAAACAUGACUUCUAAGAAAUGAAUGGGACUUAUUAUCCCAUAAUAUAGAAUUGUGGCUCUGUGCUGUACUUGGGUCCCUGGAACUGAAGACCAAGCAACUCAGGUUUUAAGAAUUGUGCCAGGCUGAAGGCAGCUACUCCAAGUAGAGAACGAGCAAAAGGAAGGUCAAAUGAAAUACUCUUAAUACUAUCUACUCUGAAAGUAGGGGGAACUAAUAUUAUUGGAGGGCUCCAUACAUUGUUUCCUUCCUACAGUGACUUAUAAGGAACUUGCAGGUUUGAAGAGUCUAUGCAUGAUGAAAGUGCCCUACAGAUAAUGUGCAAUUUUAUGUAUCAU
Molecule: messenger RNA, 2054 nt
Organism: Ahaetulla prasina
Lineage: Eukaryota; Metazoa; Chordata; Lepidosauria; Squamata; Colubridae
Gene: CA12
Product: carbonic anhydrase 12
Exons: 11
Coding region: 84-1148 (354 amino acids)
Cellular component (GO): plasma membrane
Molecular function (GO): carbonate dehydratase activity; zinc ion binding
Source: RefSeq, a predicted model, not a curated record